This is a messenger RNA of Acipenser ruthenus (sterlet), 4737 nucleotides long. RefSeq names its product alkaline phosphatase-like. Gene Ontology annotation, biological process: dephosphorylation. The record is from RefSeq and is a predicted model, not a curated record. The transcript is spliced from 12 exons. NCBI's taxonomy places the organism in Eukaryota, Metazoa, Chordata, Actinopteri, Acipenseriformes, Acipenseridae. Gene Ontology annotation, cellular component: plasma membrane. The coding region runs from base 420 to 2018 and encodes 532 amino acids. Gene Ontology annotation, molecular function: alkaline phosphatase activity.
AGUCCGCUUCAUUUCUAGGGUGAAAUAAGGACUGGGAGGUGCGACAAGAAGCUGUUUAAGUCUGUAGCACUCAGUAACUGACUCAAAAAACCACGCCGACCCCCUCUCCUGUUUCCACCGCACCACCACCAUGUUUAAUCUGGGACCCGCGGAGGUCGGAUACGUGCUGUUCUCGAUCUACGCUGCUAUCAUGACUGUCGUGAUUGUUAUUUUGGCGUGGGCCACCAUGUGUAGAAAACCUGUGAAGCAGUAACCCCUUGGGAACCCCUGCACUCUCGAGUGGGGUGGGGUGGGGGGGAGAAAUGGAGCGCAAUGUAGCGUACAGAAUGAACUGAUCUUCAGAUAGUAGUUAGAGUUGCUUUGAAGAAUAUACACAUCUUGCAUUAAUCGCUUUAGGAAGUUGACUGGUUGAGGACAGGAUGAACGGAAUAGCACUACUGUUCUUUUCCAGCUUCGCUUCCAUCUGUGCAGCAAUUCCACAAUUCCCUGAACAAGAGAAAGAGCCCAAAUUCUGGAGAGACUGGGCUCAGAGAACCCUCACGAAAGCUCUUUCCCUGCAACGCCUCAACACAAACAUUGCGAAAAAUGCCAUCCUUUUUCUGGGGGACGGCAUGGGAAUUCCCACGGUGACAGCGGCCCGCAUUCUGAAGGGUCAGAUGAAUGGUUUCAGCGGUGAGGAGACACAGCUGGAGAUGGAUAAGUUCCCCCAUGUGGCACUCGCUAAGACGUACAACACAAACGCACAGGUGCCUGACAGUGCUGGGACAGCCACAGCCUACCUGUGUGGGGUGAAGGCAAACGAGGGGACUGUGGGUGUGAGUGCAGCAGCUGUGCGCUCCCAGUGCAACACCACCUUCGGAAAUGAAGUCACCUCCAUUCUGAAAUGGGCGAAGGAUGCCGGCAAAUCAGUAGGCAUCGUCACGACGACGCGUGUGAACCACGCAACGCCCAGUGCUGCCUAUGCCCACUGCGUGGAUCGUGACUGGUACUCGGAUGGGGAGAUGCCCCCUGAAGCCAUUCAGGGAGGCUGCAAGGACAUCGCGCGACAGCUGCUUGAGAACAUACCGAACAUCGAUGUGAUUAUGGGAGGGGGGCGGAAGUACAUGUACCCCAAAAACACCCCUGAUGUUGAGUACCCCAAUGAAUACAAGGCCAACGGCACUCGACAGGACGGAAGAAGGCUUGUGGAUGAGUGGAAGAGCUCCAAGGGCAAUCAGGUUGCUCACUAUGUGUGGAACAAGAACCAACUGCUAGCUUUGAAUCCACACAAAGUGGACUACUUACUGGGUCUGUUCGAGCCAGCUGACAUGCGAUAUGAUUUAGAACGAGACAAGCAAAUGGACCCUUCUCUGGCUGAAAUGGUGGAAGUGGCUAUUAAAAUCCUGCAGAAAAACCCAAAGGGUUUCUACCUGCUGGUGGAAGGCGGGCGUAUCGACCACGGGCAUCACGAGGGCAAGGCAAAGCAGGCCCUGCAUGAGGCAGUGCAGAUGGACAUUGCUGUCGGCAAGGCGGGGGUCCUGACCAGUGAGGAGGACACGCUGACCGUCGUCACUGCUGACCACUCCCACGUCUUCACUUUCGGGGGCUACACUCUCCGUGGAAACUCCAUAUUUGGUCUGGCGCCCAUGCAGAGCGAUGUGGACAACAAGCCCUUCACCUCCAUCCUAUACGGGAAUGGGCCGGGCUUCAAGCUGUCGAAUGGAGAGAGAGAGAACAUAUCCACCAUUGACUACAAACAGAACAACUACCUGGCACAGUCAGCCGUGCCUUUGCAAAUGGAGACCCACGGUGGGGAGGAUGUGGCUGUUUUUGCUAAAGGUCCCCUGGCACACCUGCUGCACGGAGUCCACGAACAGAACUACAUCCCCCACGUGAUGGCGUACGCCACCUGUAUCGGGCAGAACACAGAGCACUGCAAAGGGGGCUACCCCGUCCCUUGCGGAGCCAGCUCCCUCACCUCCACACUCAUCAACCUCCUUUCUUUCCUCAUACUCAGCCUGCUGCUGUGCUGGCCCUGAUACUGCUCCUUCACCUCCACACUCAGCAGCCUCCUCGCUCUCCUCGUACUGACCCUGAUACUGCUCCCUCACCUCCACACUCAGCAGCCUCCUCGCUCUCCUCAUACUGACCCUGAUACUGCUCCCUCACCUCCACACUCAGUAGCCUCCUCGCUCACCUCAUACUGACCCUGAUACUGCUCCCUCACCUCCACACUCAGCAGCCUCCUCGCUCACCUCAUACUGACCCUGAUACUGCUCCCUCACCUCCACACUCAGCAGCCUCCUCUCUCUCCUCGUACUGGCCCUGAUACUGCUCCCUCACCUCCACACUCAGCAGCCUCCUCGCUCUCCUCAUACUGACCCUGAUACUGCUCCCUCACCUCCACACUCAGCAGCCUCCUCGCUCUCCUCAUACUGACCCUGAUACUGCUCCCUCACCUCCACACUCAGUAGCCUCCUCGCUCUCCUCGUACUGGCCCUGAUACUGCUCCCUCACCUCCAACUCAGCAGCCUCCUCGCUCUCCUCAUACUGACCCUGAUACUGCUCCCUCACCUCCACACUCAGCAGCCUCCUCGCUCUCCUCGUACUGGCCCUGAUACUGCUCCCUCACCUCCAACUCAGCAGCCUCCUCGCUCUCCUCAUACUGACCCUGAUACUGCUCCCUCACCUCCACACUCAGCAGCCUCCUCUCUCUCCUCGUACUGACCCUGAUACUGCUUCCUCACCUCCACACUCAGCAGCCUCCUCGCUCUCCUCAUACUGACCCUGAUACUGCUCCCUCACCUCCACACUCAGCAGCCUCCUCUCUCUCCUCAUACUCAGCCUGCUGCUGUGCAGGCACAGGACUGGGAGUGCGUUCCAAUGCACCUGGACAUUUUAAAGCACAAAAUUUUCUGGGGCUAUUUUAAUCCAACUGGGAAUCAUUGAAAAAUGCUGGUUGGCAGAUAUUGUUGCUCCGAACAUCUGCUGAAUCAAAAUGUGUGAGUUGUGUUUGUGUUGCCAGGACAUUCCUCUGUGAAAAAAACAAAAAGCUGUAUUAGGGGUGGCGUACCUUUCUGUAACGUGUGUUCGUUUUUCCAUACUUUACUAACUGAACCACUCUGUGAUAGAUGAUGGUUUAAAGUAGGCUUGCUACUAUUCUGUUUUUAUUUUUUUGCCAAAUCGACGAUUAAUAUCAAUGUUUAUUUUAGAAAGAAUUUACCGUUUUUUUUUCAAUCUUUAUUUUUCAAUUAAAGCAGAGAAUGGGUGAAAUUGACUUUUAUGCUUAAAAAAAAAACAGACUUUUUAUGCCACUGAAAAGUCUCAUUUAGCGAAACCCUUGAUCAUAUUCAACAUGCAACAAAACCAUGGUUACGUUUGGUCACAGCUGAGCUAUACAUUUAAAAACUGUCUUAAAUAAAUGUAGUACAAGCAGCAUAUAAAAGUGUAUUACAUAGACCUUUAUAGCAUCAAUUUACGAGUAAAAAUAAUAUGCACAGAACAAAACAUUAGAUAGUUGAACAGAACUAACUUACACUUAUUAUUCUGCCUUGUCUCAGUCACUGUAGAGGCAAGGCAGGCAGGCCUGCUUCGUCCUACUGCGGAGACGUCAGCCGUCGGCCAGGGUAUUGUGCACAAUAUUCAUUAAGUGUUUUUCUCUUGCGCCCCAUUUUCAAGUCAAACUAGUAACUGUCACCGUUUACCUAAAGCAAAAGCCUAUGUACACCUUAAAUGAAAGAAUUCUAGCACUGUUUCAGUAAACGAGAUCUGUCAGAACAGGCUGAAACUACAGUACUAACGGACCACUGAGAUGACUGACGGUGACCCCCAGGCAUUCAGAGCGUAAUGGAGACGUGACAGACAGCAAGUAUAAAAACUACACAAACUAGAGAGGAUUUCUAAAUGAUUAUUUUUGGUAAGAAAAUAAAAAAUAGCAAGUGGUUUUACCAACGUUUAUUGUAUAUAAAUUUAUUUCUGUCUAACUCAUGUUUUUGGGGAAUUCGAUGUUUAACAAGCUUUACCGAUUAAUAUUGAAAAGUAGCAAGCCUACUUAUAAGGGAUAUAGAAUUAAAUCUGUGUUAAAAUGGGAUAACAUGGGAUACAUCAAUCUAGUUCACCAGACAAAUAAGUUUGGUGUGAUGGUCCAAGUGACUUACGAGUGUGUUAAAAAAAAAAAAUCGGGUUUUAAAUGAUGAGCAUUGCAAGAAAUGUCAUUGUGAGAAAUUCAUUGAAGGAGGCAAAUGUAUUGGCUUCAUCAGUGUUUGUCUACUUGAAUUCAUGUGAAUGGCCAAGCCCUUAAUUAUUUCUAACUUAAUGAUCCUGAACAAUGAACCAGAGUUGACAGAGGAAAUAUUACUCAAGAAAUAUCCUGAAAGGAAAAAAAUAUUGCAAGACCUUAUGCUUUGCCCCGUGAUUGGGCAUUCUCAGGGAUGUUGUGUUAUUCACCACCCCUUGUAUGGAAGCUCCUCCCAUCCUGCCACCCCACUCAGUUCCAAUUUGUUAGUCAGUUUCUGUUGAUGCGCUGCGAAGGCGAAGCAAUUUGUACUGAUGCUAGCAAUCAGACAGGCCCCACAUUGCUAGUAGUUGGUGUUGCUGCUGAAGUAGCAUCUAAACCUGAAAACAUAGACAUACAGUAAAAGCUGAUCGCUAUGGAAAUUGCAUCGUCCAUACCUAAACAAUUUGGUGUAUACAGUAUCUAGGUACCACAUUCGAGAGGCUCUCCAACUUAACAAAGGUUUUUUUUUUUUUUUUAACAAA